AUGAGCUCCCCCGGCACGGAGGGCGCCGGCAAGCCCCUGCAGUACCGCGUGGACCACCUGCUGAGCGCCGUGGAGAGCGAGCUGCAGGCGGGCAGCGAGAAGGGAGACCCCACGGAGCGGGAGCUGCGGGUCACGCUGGAGGACAACGACCUGUGGCUGCGCUUCAAGGAGCUCACCAACGAGAUGAUCGUCACCAAAAACGGCAGGAGGAUGUUCCCGGUGCUGAAGGUAAGCGUGUCGGGGCUGGACCCCAACGCCAUGUACUCCUUCCUGCUGGACUUCGUGGCGGCCGACGGGCACCGCUGGAAGUACGUGAACGGGGAGUGGGUGCCGGGCGGGAAGCCGGAGCCGCAGGCGCCCAGCUGCGUCUACAUCCACCCCGACUCGCCCAACUUCGGCGCGCACUGGAUGAAGGCGCCCGUCUCCUUCAGCAAAGUCAAACUUACCAACAAGCUCAACGGCGGCGGGCAGAUCAUGCUGAACUCCCUGCACAAGUACGAGCCAAGAAUUCAUAUAGUGCGAGUGGGUGGCCCUCAGCGAAUGAUCACCAGCCAUUCCUUCCCAGAGACUCAGUUUAUAGCCGUGACGGCCUACCAGAACGAGGAGAUCACAGCUUUAAAAAUUAAAUACAAUCCGUUUGCAAAGGCAUUUCUUGAUGCAAAAGAAAGAAGUGAUCACAAAGACAUGAUGGAGGAAGUAGGAGACAACCAGCAGUCUGGGUAUUCACAGUUAGGUAGCUGGCUUAUUCCCGGGACUGGGACUCUCUGCCCACCUGCCAACCCUCACCCUCAGUUUGGAGCUCCCCUGUCGCUCUCCCCUGCUCACAGCUGUGAAAGGUACUCGUCGCUGAGGAACCACCGUCCUGCCCCCUACGCCAACCCCUACACCCACAGAAACAACUCGCCAACAGCCUAUGCAGAUAACUCCUCUGCCUGCCUCUCCAUGCUGCAGUCCCACGACAACUGGUCUUCUCUAGGAGUUCCCACACACACGACGAUGCUGCCCAUGAGUCACAGCACUGGCACAGCUACCAGCUCCAGUCAGUAUCCUAACUUAUGGUCUGUGAGUAACAGCACCAUCACACCGGUGUCUCAGUCGAGCGGGAUGUCCAGCGGCCUGAGCUCCCAGUUUUUACGCGGCUCUCCAGCGCACUACACUGCCCUUCCGCACCCGGUCCCUGCCGCCUCCUCCGCAUCCCCCCUGUACGACGGCGGGGCACCCACGGACCUGCCUGACAGCCAGUACGAUGCCUCCGCACACGCCAGGCUAGCAUCCACGUGGACGCCUGUCACCCCCCCUUCCAUGUAA
Messenger RNA from Grus americana (Whooping crane), 1308 nucleotides. RefSeq names its product T-box transcription factor T (gene TBXT). The record is from RefSeq and is a predicted model, not a curated record. Gene Ontology annotation, cellular component: nucleus. The transcript is spliced from 8 exons. Gene Ontology annotation, molecular function: DNA-binding transcription factor activity, RNA polymerase II-specific; RNA polymerase II cis-regulatory region sequence-specific DNA binding. Gene Ontology annotation, biological process: positive regulation of DNA-templated transcription; somitogenesis; heart morphogenesis. Lineage: Eukaryota; Metazoa; Chordata; Aves; Gruiformes; Gruidae. The coding region runs from base 1 to 1308 and encodes 435 amino acids.